GCGGGCGGGGCCGCCGCUCCUCGCACAAAGCCGUGAGUGCCGCGGGGACCGCACCGGCACCGCCCCGAUGUGAGCGGGGCAUGGCCGCGGGGCAUGGCCCGGGGCGGGCGGCGGCGGGCGCGGAGCGCCGGCGGUGAAGAUGGAGCCGCGUCCGCCUGGGACCGAGCCCCCGCUACCCCGGGGGCCGGGACCGGGGCCCGAGCCGGAGCUCGAACUGGAGCCGCAGCUGGACCUGGAACCGGAGCCGGACCUGGACUUGGAACGGGAACCGGAGCCCAAGCUGGACCUGGAACCGGAACCGGAGCCCGAGCUGGACCUGGAGCCCGAGCUGGAACCGGAGGCGGACCCGGAGCCGGAGCUGGAUCUGGACCUGUGGGCACUUGAGCCCGCCGCUCCCGGCGCGGGGCCGCCGCCCUGGUGCCCGGGGGAGGCCGGGGGCAGCCCGGGCCCGGGGGACCCCGCCGAGCCCCCGCCGGAGGAGGAGCCGCGCCUCCGCCCGGUCUUCGACGCCCUGGACCGCGACGGCGAUGGCUUCGUACGCGUGGAGGAGUUCGUGCAGUUCGCCACGGCCUACGGCGCCGAGCAGGUAAAGGACCUAACAAAAUACCUGGAUCCCAGUGGAUUGGGAGUUAUCAGCUUCGAGGAUUUCCAUCGGGGGAUCAGAGCCAUCAAAAAUGGAGACCCUGACAGCCAGCUGUAUGAUAUGGGAUAUACCCCCGAGGAGGAAGCCCCGGCCUGUCCCGAUGAGUUUGAUGACUUCGUCACGUUUGAGGCAAAUGAGGUGACUGACAGUGCCUACAUGGGCUCGGAGAGCACCUACAGCGAGUGCGAGACCUUCACGGAUGAGGACACCAGCACCCUGGUCCAGCACGAGAUGCACGACGAGGUGGAGACCGACAGCGCCAUCGACUCCACCGUGCACUCGGAAUUCACGGAUCCCAUCGAGGAGCCGGAGCAUGGAUCCCAUCCCCACGAGCUGGGCUCCGAGCUCAGCCACUCCAUCGUCACCGUCAUCAGCGGGGAGGAGCAUUUCGAGGACUACGGGGAGGGCAACGAGGCCGACCUGUUCCCAGACCCUCUGUGUAAUGGGGAAAGCAGCUUCAGCAGCUCCUCCUUCCUCUCGCCCAGCACCAAUCCGCUCGCUGCGAAACUGCACAGCAUUCUCGCAGAUGAAGCUUUUGAGUUUUACUGUAGCCAGUGCCACAAACAAAUCAACCGCCUCGAGGAUCUUUCUGCUCGCCUGAAUGAUCUUGAAAUGAAUAGCCCAAAUAAGAGACUCUCCAGCAAGAAGGUGGCAAGGCAGCUGCACCAGACGAGCUCGCUGGCCGCAGGUGUGAUGGAGGAAUCCUACCGGGAGAACCUGGAGUGCACGGAUGAGGACAUCACGGACAAGGUGGUGUUCCUGGAGAAGCGUGUGACAGAGCUGGAGAAGGACACGGCUGCCAACGGGGAGCAGCACAGCCGCCUGCGGCAGGAGAACCUGCAGCUGGUGCACAGAGCAAACGCACUCGAGGAGCAGCUGAAGGAGCAGGAGCUGAGGGCUGACCAGACCCUGCUGGAGGAGAUCAAGAAGCAGAGGGAGCUGCUCAGCAAAAUGGAGAGGGAGAAGAGCAUUGAGAUCGAGAACCUGCAGGCCAGGCUGCAGCAGCUGGAUGACGAGAACAGCGAGCUGAGGUCCUGUGUCCCCUGUCUGAGAGCCAACAUUGAGAGGCUUGAGGAGGAGAAGCAGAAGCUGCUGGAUGAGAUUGAGGACCUCACUGUGCAGCUCACAGAGGAGCAGGAGAAAAAGAGGAAGAUGGGGGACAAGCUGAGUCAGGAGAGGCACCAGUUCCAGAAGGAGAAGGAGUCGACGCAGGAGCUCAUCGAGGACCUCAGGAAGCAGCUGGAGCACCUGCAGCUCUUCAAGCUGGAGGCGGAGCAGCGCAGGGGCCGGAGCAGCAGCAUGGGGCUGCAGGAGUACAACAGCAGGACACGCGAGACUGAGCUGGAGCAGGAGAUCAAGCAGCUCAAGCAGGAUAACAGGAACCUGAAGGAGCAGAACGAUGAACUGAACGGGCAGAUCAUCAACCUGAGCAUCCAGGGAGCCAAGAACCUGUUCUCAGCCUCCUUCUCCGAGUCCCUGGCAGCAGAGAUCAGCUCUGUCUCCAGAGAUGAGCUCAUGGAAGCAAUCCAGAAGCAAGAGGAGAUCAACUUCCGCCUGCAGGAUUACAUCGACAGGAUCAUCGUGGCCAUCAUGGAGACCAACCCCUCCAUCCUGGAGGUCAAGUAACGCCGCCCGCGCUCGGCGGCGCAUUUGGUGCUCUGAGAGGAUGAAGAGGGACUCCAAACGUCUUUGCACUUGAUGAAGGCACAAGGAAGCCUCAGGUCGAGGGGUGACUGAGCCACGGACCAGGGAAGAGGAGAAGCAGCAGCCAGGCUUUGCUGUCUGACUGUUGUUUUGAAGCCCUUCUGGCUGCGGAGGGGCGAAAGGGAACCUGGAGAGGGAGCUCAGGAAGGGGACACUGCAGGAAGUGCCUGUGGCGCUGGGACUGUCCCCACAGGCACCGGGCCCCUCCCAGAGAUGCUCCGAACCGCGGGAGAUCGGGAUGGAGAUGGAAGGGACAGCGCUGACUUUGCCCUGCUGCCCUGCCCAGCCCCAGCAUCUGCUGUGCCAAAGUGUCCCUGACACGCUCGCUGGGCAGAGCUGGGAACGUGCGCAUCCCGGACUCGCACGGGGUUGGGGUUUGGUUUUGUUUUGGGGUUUUGUUUUUUUUUUAAUUAACUUAAUGCAAAUGUCCUCAUCCCGCCGGCUCAGCCCAUCCUUGCCCGUGCUCCUGCUGGGGCCGGCAGAGCCCUCAGUGGCUGCAGGGGCAGCCCGGGGCCGUUGGGGACAGGGCGUGAGCACUCUUGGUCACCUGCCUCCUUAUUUAUUUUUGCUGUCUGUGGCUCAGUACUGCCGGCUCUGUCGGCAUCCCGGCUCCGCUCCCUCCUCCUCCUGUCGGGCUGUGCCGCUGAGGUGGCUCCGGGAGAAGCUGUCCCUCGUCCCCAGCUGGGGACAGACACGCGGGCUCUGCCUGGCACCGGGGCGAGGCUGCCGCUCCUCACCCCGCACUGGAGGCCGGUCCUGGCAGCCUUUCCUCGUCCCGGCCUGGGACACGCAGCCCUUGGGGAGCCUCAGCGGAGGGGCCCGAGCUCCCCAGCUCACCUCCCGAGGUCCCUGCCUGGGGACAGUGGCCUGUGCCAUUCCCAGCCGGAGCAGGGCUCUGCUGGUGAUAGCUGCAGUCCUGGAGGGAGAGCCUGCUCCGCCUGCCCUCCCCUCUGUCCGCUGGGCUGGGGCCGGAGGGGCCGCACUCGUUCCUCGCCCCCGGCGCUGGCCCGGGCUGGAAUCUCCGGGCCGGUGGGAGCGGAGCCGGAGACAGCGGCAGCUCCCCGGGAAACAAAGCCAUGUUUACAUCAGACAGCGGCCGGGGCACCGCGGGAGGAGGCAGCCGCCGAAUCCCAGGGAUCGGCUUCAGCCAGCGGCUCCUCUUCCUGCUUGGCAGGUCUGGGGAAGGCAGAACGGCCUGGAAGCAGAAGCCACAGCGAUCCCGGGGGUCCCUGCUCCUCCCCGAGCCCCCUGCAGCCCCCGGGGUGACCCUGCCCGGGGACACACGGCCGCUGUCACCGCCUUAUCCCGGGGGACCCGGCCCAGCCCCGUCACCUCUGGGUGCUGAUCCCCCAGAGCCCCUGCGGGGUCGGGGUGACCCCAAACCCCGGGGCAGCUCCUGCACCCCAGCCCUCCCCACCCCUCCCUGCCCCCAGGCCGCGGGAAGAAGCCACGUAAUGUACAUUUCCAGAGAAGCUUUGGGUGUAAAUCAGUGUAUACUUGGAGAGGGAAAUUUUUUCUAUCUUGUAGAGUAGGUAUUUUUAUAGAAUGAAGGUUGAUCCAUUUUUUAAUACUUUAAAAGAAGAGAGAAAUGUAUCUGUGUAUACACAAAAGCAUAUAUAUAUAUAUGUAUAAAUAUAUAAAUAUUGGAGAUCUGCCUUUCUCGACUUGGGAUCCGGGAUCCCCGGGUCUCAAACAAUCGUUUGUUUUUUCCUGUCGCUCUCACAGAGGUACUGUAACUGUAAAUAAGCACUGGGGGAAAAAAAAAAAAAAGUUUUAAGCAAACAAAAAGCACUGACUUGCACAUUCACCAUGCUUUAAAGUCCCUAUGGAGAGAGAAAAAGAAAAACAAAAAACAAAAACUGUAUAUCCUGAAAAUAUUCCUCUUUCCCAACUGGUAUGUGAAGGAAGUCCCCCAAAAAGAGGCAAAAACGGUAUUGUCUUAACUGAUGUAUCAAUUCUUGUCGGAUUAAAAGCUGUUACUAUUCCUG
Prinia subflava (tawny-flanked prinia) is the source of this 4335-nucleotide messenger RNA. RefSeq names its product RAB11 family interacting protein 3 (gene RAB11FIP3). Gene Ontology annotation, molecular function: calcium ion binding. Bases 140 to 2269 code for a protein of 709 amino acids. Gene Ontology annotation, cellular component: midbody; cleavage furrow; endocytic vesicle. Gene Ontology annotation, biological process: endocytic recycling; regulation of cytokinesis. The transcript is spliced from 15 exons. Lineage: Eukaryota; Metazoa; Chordata; Aves; Passeriformes; Cisticolidae. The record is from RefSeq and is a predicted model, not a curated record.